Molecule: messenger RNA, 264 nt
Organism: Dicrocoelium dendriticum
Lineage: Eukaryota; Metazoa; Platyhelminthes; Trematoda; Plagiorchiida; Dicrocoeliidae
Source: the annotation of a GenBank genome assembly
AUGGGGCGGGGGGGGGGGGGGGGGGGGGGGGGGGGGGGGGGGGGGGGGGGGGGGGGGGGGGGGGGGGGGGGGGGGGGGGGGGGGGGGGGGGGGGGGGGGGGGGGGGGGGGGGGGGGGGGGGGGGGGGGGGGGGGGGGGGGGGGGGGGGGGGGGGGGGGGGGGGGGGUGUGGGUGGGGGGGGGGGGGGGGGGGGGGGGGGGGGGGGGGGGGGGGGGGGGGGGGGGGGGGGGGGGGGGGGGGGGGGGGGGGGGGUGUGGCGGGAAG